Penicillium atrosanguineum is the source of this 1512-nucleotide messenger RNA. Its product is annotated as cytochrome P450. The record is from RefSeq and is a predicted model, not a curated record. Gene Ontology annotation, molecular function: monooxygenase activity; heme binding; oxidoreductase activity, acting on paired donors, with incorporation or reduction of molecular oxygen. The transcript is spliced from 4 exons. Bases 1 to 1512 code for a protein of 503 amino acids. NCBI's taxonomy places the organism in Eukaryota, Fungi, Ascomycota, Eurotiomycetes, Eurotiales, Aspergillaceae.
AUGCCAUAUCAGUUGUCCUUUUUUAUACAAUUGGCAUCUGCCUCGAUCUCGGUGGUAUUGUGGCGCGCAUUUCAGCCAAAAACCUGGGCCAAUCGUUUGGUAUCCAAGGUGGUCAAUUGCUUUUUGCUCUGGUGGUAUCCUAUCUAUUCAGUAGACGGCCAAACACUCAUCCCGACAUGUCCAUACCAAUUCCCGGAUGGCGGAGGGAGCAUCAAAUUUCUUGAAGGGCAAAGCAUCUCCCGUCAAUGGGCGGAAAGCUAUGGACCGAUCUAUCGCAUAUGGGUUGGUCUCACACCUGAAAUGUUGGUUAUGGCCCACCACCUUCGGACGGACAUUUUGACGCGAGCGGACGAGAUAAAAACGGUUUUCAAAGAUUCCGGAAAUCACCAGAAAGCUUCAAACCUAAACGGCGGAUGGGUCAUGGGCGACCUAGUUGGGGACGGUGUGGGUCUUAUUAGCCAAGAACACUGGAAACGAGUCCAUGCUGUGGUCUCACCACCUUUUGCCCGAAAGCCUACGGCAUACGUUCCAUUCGUCCAGGCGCGGAUUACUCGGCACUUCAGAGAUCUCUAUCGGGAAUAUGAACGCGGACAGUCACUACGAAUAAAGCCUGCUGAAGAUCUUAAACUCCUGCCUUUCUGGGUUAUAGGUGAUCUCCUAUACGGGGAGUUAUCUCCAAAAAUGGUGGAAGAACUCUUGCACAUUACUGAAUUGCGGACGGAUUUAUUCUCACCGAGCCUAAGGAAUAAGCUGUACGUUUUCCACACUCGCUGGGCCAGUUUCAAUCGACAGGCAUAUCACAAUGCAAGGAAAAGUAAUAAAGCCUCCGAUUGUGCUAUUGUGCCGUUGUACGCAGCGGUUGAGAAUGGCCAGAUCACCUCAACCGAGUUGAUGCAUACAUUGGACGAGGCUCUCUUCGCGAAUAUCGACGUCACCAUCGGCAGCUUCUCAUGGAUCCCGUCGUUUCUAGCUGAAAACACCGCUUUACAGAGCGAGCUUAGGACGGAGAUAUCUGAGGCGCGAUCUGAAAAGUCUCAAGAUUCCUGGACAAAAUACAUUGCGAGUACUUCUACUCUAUUAGCCAGCUGCAUCAGCGAAUCGGCGAGAUUGAAGCCAGUCACCAACUAUACCUAUGCGCAAUCAAUGCCCACGGACCGUGAGGUUGGUGGGUAUCGCAUCCCCAAGGGGACGUACAUGGUUGUCGACACAAAUGCAUUGAACAUUUGGGAUGACGCUUGGGGCUCCGAUAAAAUGAGCUUCCGGCCUCGAAGGUUCUUGGAGGAAUCCAAGGCGAACUUUCGAUAUCGCUUUUGGCGUUUUGGCUUCGGGCCUCGCCAAUGCAUCGCACAGGCGUUAGCAGAUACGAUCCUGAAAGUACUCGUUGCAUAUACAGUCGAGCAUUAUCUUCUGAAGUCCCCAGGUCAAUGUGUCAGGAACCAAACUGAGCUUCAGAAACGAGCAGACGCAUGGUUCAAGGUCGCCGAGCAGGAGAUUAUCUUGGAGCCUAUUUAA